AUGCGUAGAACCCAAAGCAGAGACUGCUCACAGGCAGAGGCGGAACACUCUGCGCUCCUAGGAGACGCAGGGCGCUCUCUCGGCGCCUCGGAGCGCGCCGACGUCAGCCAAGAGGACGACGACGUGCCAAACGUCCCCGUCUCAGUCCGGAGAGGCAUCGCCAUAUGCCUUGGUCUCGGGAUCUUGGUGUUCCUCCAAGCUAACGGCGCCGCGCCCGCCCUCGUAGCGACAAACAUGUCGGGCAUGACCAUGAUCCAGGGCCAAGUCGCUGAAGACAUUGACGCACACGUCGCCGCGUCAUGGUUCACCGCCGCCUACCUCAUCCCGCUGUCCUCGUUUGCGUCGCUCGCCGGGCGCCUAGCCACCGUCUUCUCCCCGCGCAGCCUGGUGCUGCCCGUGGGCGCGCUCUACGCCUUGGGGUCGCUCGUUACGGCCUGCGCCACGUCGUUUGCCGGGCUCGUGCUGGGCCGGGCCAUUGCGGGCACCGGUGGCGCCGGCGUCCUUGGGCUCUGCGUCAUCUUCGUGCUGGAGCUGACGACGAAGCGCCGCAGAGGGCUGUUUAUCGCGCUGGUCAACACUGGCUUUACCGUGGGCGUGGCGUUUGGCGCGGUCGUGUACGGGGCUCUCUUUCCGGUGAUUGGAUGGAGACCUAUUUUCGUGUGGCAGAUUCCCGUGUCGCUUAUCGGAGGCAUCAUUUCCUUCAUCAGCCUCCCGAGCAACAUGCAGGCUGGUGGUGGUGACCUGCUUCAUAAGCCCGUUAAUCUGGCAUUCACGGCUCUCAAUGCUAACCCGACGAGUCAGUGCUUCACAAUCGUGGUAUUCCUCUACAGCUUAGCCGCCGACAUCCACCCCGUUAGUCUCGGCCUCUCUCUCGUCUCCCUCGCCGCCUUCCUAUUCGUCGAGUACCGCAUCGCCGCCGACCCCAUCAUCCCGUUGCCGGUACUGUCCUCGCGCGGCGUCCUCUUCUCAUGCCUCGCGCAGCUCGGGCUCAUGACCGCCCGCUGGACGCUGCUCUUCUACACGCCCAUCUACAUGCUCGCCGUGCGUGGCGCGGCGCCCGCCCGCGCCGGCUCCAUUCUGAUCCCCACCAACGCGGGCUUCGGUAUCGGCGGCUUCGUAGUCGGCGCCCUGCACAUUCGCCGCGCCGGCUCCUUUUGGCUGCCGACGCUCGUCGUCAGCGCCGUCUUCGCCCUCAGCCUGUUUCUCAUGGGCCUGGUCGCGGCGCCGACCGCACCGAUGCCCCUCUUUGUCGCCGUUGUCUUCCUCAACGGCCUCGCGACGGGGGCCUCGCUCAACUACAACCUGGCGCACUUGUUGCACCUGUCGUACAAGGACACCGAGUACGUCAGCACGAGCUUGCUCGGCACGUUUCGCGGCUUUGGCGGCAGUUUUGGCACAGCCAUUGGCGGCGGCAUCUUUUUGCGCACUCUGAAGCAGGCCCUGACGGUCGGUUUUGCGGACCUCGAGGGCCAUCACGGGAACGAGAGCUUGUCGCCAAAGCACGCGCGCCUCGUCACCAGGCUACUGGGCGCCCCGGGGCUCGUCUUCUCGGGGGAACUGAACAUCGAGGAGCAGCAUAUUGCCAUAAAUGGAUACAGUGGUGCCAUUAGGGAUGUCUGGCACGCCGCGGCGUUACUUUCUGUAAUCUUCGUCGCUGUACAAGCGGCUGCAGGCUGGACAGCACCGGAAGACCGUAACAACAAAUGUGACGCGGAGGAGGAGAACCAGGCUCAUGCCGCAUUAUUAGAGAACGAAGGUGUCGGAGAGGCCUGA
Beauveria bassiana ARSEF 2860 is the source of this 1773-nucleotide messenger RNA. Its product is annotated as major facilitator superfamily transporter. The record is from RefSeq and is a predicted model, not a curated record. Bases 1 to 1773 code for a protein of 590 amino acids. The transcript has 4 exons. Gene Ontology annotation, molecular function: basic amino acid transmembrane transporter activity. Gene Ontology annotation, biological process: transmembrane transport; basic amino acid transport. NCBI's taxonomy places the organism in Eukaryota, Fungi, Ascomycota, Sordariomycetes, Hypocreales, Cordycipitaceae. Gene Ontology annotation, cellular component: fungal-type vacuole membrane.